Molecule: messenger RNA, 2290 nt
Organism: Drosophila hydei
Lineage: Eukaryota; Metazoa; Arthropoda; Insecta; Diptera; Drosophilidae
Product: mitochondrial folate transporter/carrier
Exons: 5
Coding region: 1086-2054 (322 amino acids)
Biological process (GO): nucleotide transport; folate import into mitochondrion
Cellular component (GO): mitochondrion
Molecular function (GO): folic acid transmembrane transporter activity; FAD transmembrane transporter activity
Source: RefSeq, a predicted model, not a curated record
AACCUAAAUAUCUCAAAAUUUAUACAUAAAAUCCUUGUGCGCCAAAUUUUUUAAACGUAUUGAAACGGUUCUUCUCAGAUAAGAUCAAUUGGGAAGCAACUAAUAGAAUUUUUGUAAUCGAAUGAUGUUUAGUCAUAUCAAAUUAUAAGUCGCGCAUUAAAAAAAUAUUUCUUCCAAUUCUAAUAUCUGAUCAUUCAUGGUACUUUUAAAGCCACCCUCCUAAUUUCCAUUCAGCAUAUAUGGCAGCAACCUCUCUACUGCGAAAGUUCAUUUAUCGAUGUAUCGAUAUACUACGUUAAACACUACAAAAGCCCAACAUCGGCUGCUGAGCAUUUCAUUCGUGUUUUCCUCGUCGUUUGGUUGAGCGCGCAGAAGAAGGCGUGUUGUGAGAGUCAAAGCCACAGAAAAAGUAUAAUUGUGCACGCGCAUUCAAAUAGUAAAAAAAAGAAUAGUCUGUCCUUAUUUAAUCGUCUACACGUGUAUUUCGCAAUAAUAAAAUAAUAUACUAAGCAGUCUAAUUGUGGCAAGAAAGAGAAAGCAAACAUCAUUACAUAAGCAAAUGUUCAGCAUUUGCAAAUGAUUAUUGAGCAUCAGAUGAAAACGAAGCAGACGAAGAGGCGUCCGUCAAACAUCACAAUUUUCGAUUGCAUAUUUCAUCAGCCAUAUACACAAUUAAUGUGUUGAAAGCUGCGGAGUAACUGUAUUGAAAAGCAAAAUUACUUGAACUGAACAACCCAGCAGUCAAUUUGCCAAAGAGAGAGGGAAAAUAUGUGCUCGGCAACAAAACAAAGGCAGAAAUGUUUAAGUAUACGCAGCAAAAGCAAUAACAACGUUAGCAACAGUAGCAGCAGCAGACAAAAUAUAUCGGCGCCUAGCAACAAGACGAAUUCACUGCGAAUUGCGGCCAUGUGUAACAAGUUUCUCUGAUUCGCCGUAGAUCAAAGAUACAGCUACAGGCCAAAGAUUGUAAAUACAAUACGUAUACACGUAUACAUACGUAUAUAUAUAUAAAGAGUAAAAGAGCAAGCUAAUAGCUUCUAACAACAUUAAUAACAGUACAACAAAGACAAAUCUCGCAACCGAAAAUGAACGCAAAUACAGCUCCAAGCAGCCCUGGCAAAUUUAAUGUGUUUGCCCAUGUUAAAUACGAGCAUCUGGUUGCUGGCGUCUCAGGCGGCGUUGCAUCCACGCUUAUCCUGCACCCAUUGGAUCUUAUUAAAAUACGCUUUGCUGUGAACGAUGGUCGCACAGCGGCUGUGCCUCAAUAUCGUGGACUGGGCAGCGCCUUUACCACCAUCUUUCGUCAGGAGGGCUUCCGUGGACUCUACAAGGGCGUUACACCCAAUGUCUGGGGCUCCGGCUCCUCGUGGGGUCUAUACUUUAUGUUCUACAACACCAUCAAGACGUUUAUACAGGGGGGCAAUACGACGAUGUCUCUAGGCCCCACAAUGCAUAUGUUGGCAGCCGCCGAAUCGGGCGCUCUCACAUUACUGCUUACAAAUCCCAUUUGGGUGGUAAAGACGCGUCUCUGCCUGCAAUACGAUUCGGCGGGCAGCAGUGAAUAUCGUGGCAUGGUGCAUGCUCUAUCUGAAAUCUAUAAGGCUGAGGGUAUUCGUGGACUCUAUCGGGGAUUUGUGCCUGGCAUGCUGGGCGUCUCGCAUGGUGCCAUUCAGUUCAUGACCUACGAGGAGAUGAAGAACGCAUAUAAUGAAUAUCGCAAGCUGCCCAUCGACACGAAAUUGGCAACGAGUGAAUAUUUGGCAUUUGCAGCGAUGUCGAAGCUAAUUGCAGCAGCAGCCACAUAUCCAUAUCAGGUGGUUCGUGCACGUCUGCAGGAUCACCAUCAUCGCUAUAACGGCACCUGGGAUUGCAUUAAACAGACUUGGAGGUUCGAGGGUUGGAAGGGUUUCUACAAGGGUUUGAAAGCGAAUCUUAUAAGGGUUGUGCCUGCCUGUAUGGUCACGUUCUUGGUUUAUGAGAAUGUCUCCCAUUUCAUGCUGGCCCGAAGCAAAGACCGCAAGGACGCUCACAAUAGUGAACAAGAAACCACUUAAGCUGUGCCUUUUUCAUACACCUAUAUUUAUUUAGCGCGAAGUGUUUAGACAUGUUGAUCAACGGCCACCACAUUUCAUUUAGUUGUUAAUUAUUUAGUUUAUAUUAUGUAUAGAUUUACAUAUUUUAACUAUUGUUAACUAUAUUUUUGUGCAGACUGAGUAAGUAGAGCCUGUGUAAGUCUUAAAUGCAAACGAUAUUCCUAUGCAGAAGCAUAUAUAACGAAUCGAAAAAGCUU